Molecule: messenger RNA, 1624 nt
Organism: Bombus pascuorum
Lineage: Eukaryota; Metazoa; Arthropoda; Insecta; Hymenoptera; Apidae
Gene: Tcs4
Product: tRNA N6-adenosine threonylcarbamoyltransferase, mitochondrial
Exons: 5
Coding region: 319-1623 (434 amino acids)
Biological process (GO): tRNA threonylcarbamoyladenosine modification
Cellular component (GO): mitochondrion
Source: RefSeq, a predicted model, not a curated record
UAUCAUAACAAAUAUAGCAAUAGCGCAUAUUAUUCCUGCCUGCCUUUGUAUAUUGCAUUAAUUUCAAACACUACAUAAAAUAAACAAAAUUGAGUAAAGUACCACAUAUAAAUUAUUAAUUUAAUUAUUAGCAUUUUAAUGGGUUAAUAUUAUUAUGUAUGACACGAUUAUGUUUGAAUUUGUGCAUAAGUAAAUGCAAAUAACUUAAGUACACAAUAUAAUUUUAAUAUGUCUAUAUAUGUAUAUAUACUCAUACAUGAUAUACACAAUAUAUGUCCACAUAUAUUAUAAUGUUCUAAAUAUAAAUGAAAAGGGUUCAUGUUUAAUUUAAAAUUGAGAAUGGCAUAUAAUACAGGCUUAUUGUUUCACAAAUGCUUAUACAAACAUUCUACAAAUAAUGUUAAAUCUUUAUAUUUACAUAAAUGUAAUUUAAAGUUGGUACAGAACUUUUUCCACAGCAAGCCUGCUGUAAUUUUAGGAAUAGAAUCUAGCUGUGAUGACACAGCUUGUGGAAUUGUUGAUGCUAAUGGACAAAUUUUAGGUGAAGCAAUUAGAUCUCAACAUGUGACGCAUUUGAAUCAUGGAGGAAUAAUUCCAUCGGUUGCAAGAGUAUUACAUAAAAAUAGUAUUACAAAAACUUGUGAGAAUGCAUUAAGAGCUGCAAAUCUAAAGUUAAAAGAUAUUGAUGCAAUAGCUACAACUGUAAAACCUGGUCUUCCUAUGUCUCUUAGAGUUGGAACACAAUUUGGAAAAUAUUUAGCACAAAUUGGGAAGAAACCUCUUAUACCAAUACAUCACAUGGAAGCUCAUGCUUUAACAGCAAGAAUGAACAUAGAGAUUGAUUUCCCAUAUCUUGUUUUAUUAGUUUCUGGAGCCCAUUGUUUACUAGCAAUUGUUGAUAAUGUAAAUAAAUUUUAUUUACUUGGUACUUCUAUCAAUAAUGGACCUGGGGAGAUGUUUGAUAAGGUUGCACGAAGACUCAAAUUAAAAAAUAUUCCAGAAUUUAGUACUUUAAAUGGAGGCCUAGCUAUAGAAAUUGCAGCAAAUAAAGCAUCAAACAUUGAACAGUUCUUAUUUCCACCUGUAAUGACAAGAUAUCGUGAUUGUAAUUUUAGUUUUGGUGGAUUCUUAACUCUUUGUACAAAGUACAUUGAAUUAGAAGAAAAAAAACAUAACAUAGUGGGUGAUGCAGUGAUUCCUGAUGCAUAUAAUUUAUGCGCAGCACUUCAAUUAGCUGUAGUAACACAUAUUUGUCAUAGGACUCAACGAGCAAUGGAAUUUAUUAAUAAAAUGUCAUUAUUUCCUAAAAAUAAACAAACAUUGGUUAUAUCUGGAGGAGUAGCAUGUAAUAAUUUCCUAGCUAAAGCAUUGAAUAUUGUGAGUACUGAAUUAGGUUAUAGCCUUAUAAGAACUCCACCUAAAUUAUGCACUGAUAAUGGGACGAUGAUAGCAUGGAAUGGAAUAGAAAAAUGGAUUGCAGAUGUAGACAUCAUUAGAAAUCCAAAUGAAAUUGAAAAAAUCGAAAUAGAAAAGACAGCUCCACUUGGAGAAAAUUGGAUUAAAAAAAUAGAAGCAGCAGACUUAAAGUGUGAAUGGAUAAAAAUAAAGAAAAAACUUUUCUAAA